Messenger RNA from Ruditapes philippinarum (Manila clam), 763 nucleotides. Its product is annotated as perlucin-like protein. Lineage: Eukaryota; Metazoa; Mollusca; Bivalvia; Venerida; Veneridae. The record is from RefSeq and is a predicted model, not a curated record. Gene Ontology annotation, molecular function: carbohydrate binding. Gene Ontology annotation, biological process: biological process involved in interspecies interaction between organisms. The transcript has 3 exons. The coding region runs from base 131 to 709 and encodes 192 amino acids. Gene Ontology annotation, cellular component: external side of plasma membrane.
UCAUUUAUAAAAAUGUUUGUAGAAUUUGACAAGCAGCUGUUCAGUAUGGCCAUAACUUAGUUUGGGGCAAAAUUAUAACUAAUGGCGAUUGUUUAAAAACUAUGGAACAGAUGAUAUAUAUCCGUGAAAUAUGCCAUGUUUAGUCAGUGAAUAUUACGGCAGUAUCGCAGACUUUAACACAAUGACAGCAAGCCUGAGCUUGGUAGUUUUCAUCAGCAGCGUUCUAGUACUUGUAAAUGCAAAGUGUCCAAGUUUUUUCGUCGAGUAUAAUUCAGCAUGUUAUUACGUCGCCAACAACCGCGUGAACAACGUGAAUGAUGCGUUCCGUACAUGCUACAGUCUUGGUGGAUAUUUGAUGAAUAUCGACGCUGAUGCUGAAAAUAGUUACAUCGUUAACAAAAUAAAGCAACAACCUACGAUUUUUGAUGGCUACUGGAUAGGUGGCUUUUUCAACGGGCAAAAUUGGGUGUGGCAAAAGACAGAUAAAACUGGCAAUAUCGUUGAUAUCUUUAUGAACCCCGGAGAGGGUCAGUAUAAAAAUUGGGGACCUCGACAACCGAAUGCGAUAGGCGUUGUGUAUCAACCUUUUGUAGCUAUAAUGGUCCGUUAUCGCCCAGUUCCGUACAGAUGGUAUUCUGAGAGGCGGGCUUUAAACAUGCCUGGAGGAAUGGGGUAUAUCUGCGAGGCGGAUUGGCAACCUGAACCUUGAAAUGAUUCGAAUUAACUAAUAUCAUAUUAUAACAAUAAAUUCAUCUUAGACAAA